This is a messenger RNA of Aspergillus welwitschiae, 980 nucleotides long. RefSeq names its product TRAPP subunit BET5. Bases 306 to 806 code for a protein of 166 amino acids. Gene Ontology annotation, biological process: endoplasmic reticulum to Golgi vesicle-mediated transport. Gene Ontology annotation, cellular component: TRAPP complex. The record is from RefSeq and is a predicted model, not a curated record. The transcript has 5 exons. NCBI's taxonomy places the organism in Eukaryota, Fungi, Ascomycota, Eurotiomycetes, Eurotiales, Aspergillaceae.
GGGAGUUCAGUAUAAAUCGGAUUGUUUUUUUUUUGUUUUUUGGAUUUGGAUCGAGAAUCCGUGGAUCUGAGCGACUCACCGCCCACGAGUAAGAUCCCCGAGUCUAAUUCAACUGAUCAGCUAACCUUCUUCUCCCCUUCUUUCUUCCCCCCCCCCGUCGUCAGACCCGCCUCGAUCUCCUUUCCUGGGGCUUAUCAUCUUGAAUCUCUAUCGCCGGAAAGGAACAUUUCAAGCCACCUCUGCGACGCUCCAAGGAUAUAUACUCUGUCCUCUUUUUAAUCUGUUACUCUUCCCUUGUCGGCACUAUGGUUGUUUACUCCUUCUAUAUCUUCGAUCGUCAUGCUGAAUGCAUCUAUAAUCGGCGCUGGCUGCCACGCCCAACCUCCAUGACAGGCAGCAAAUCAUCACGACCGACUUCCGAGACAUCUGCUCCGGGUCUCCCCGCAACAUUAGGCCAAACUGCGCGCGCCACGGACGACGAUGCCAAGCUCAUCUUCGGUACUGUUUUCUCCCUGCGCAACAUGGUUCGCAAGCUAGGAGGCGAGGACGACAACUUCGUUACCUACCGCACUAGCCAAUACAAGCUCCAUUACUACGAAACGCCGACCAAUAUCAAGUUCGUUAUGCUGACGGACCUCAAGAGUCCAAGCAUGCGCGUUGCUUUGCAGCAGAUCUACAUCAAUCUAUACGUCGAAUACGUGGUCAAGAACCCGUUAUCUCCCACCGAGCAUCCAGGUGGCAUUGGAGUGAACAAUGAGCUCUUUGAAGAGUCUCUGGAACAGUUUGUGACUCGUGUUCUAUCGUGAAACGGACUUGGAUAUAGAUGAACACUCUGUUCGCUCAUGGGUCUGAGUCGAACUGAGCCCCAGGCUUAAUUGUCAAGCCACCACAAACAAGCAUCCAUGUAAUAGCGGAACAGCCCGUCCUGCAUCCCUAUGACAUCAGAGUGCCGUCGUGCGGCAACGGUCCGAUGCGGCGGA